This is a messenger RNA of Thecamonas trahens ATCC 50062, 1338 nucleotides long. RefSeq names its product tubulin-tyrosine ligase family protein. The transcript has 2 exons. The coding region runs from base 1 to 1338 and encodes 445 amino acids. NCBI's taxonomy places the organism in Eukaryota, Apusomonadida, Apusomonadidae. Gene Ontology annotation, molecular function: tubulin binding; tubulin-glutamic acid ligase activity. Gene Ontology annotation, cellular component: cilium. Gene Ontology annotation, biological process: microtubule cytoskeleton organization; protein polyglutamylation. The record is from RefSeq and is a predicted model, not a curated record.
AUGGACUCGCGGGUUCGGUGCAAGGUCGACCAUGCCAAGGAGGUCAUCGUGACCAACUUUCGCAAGCGGCGGUGGGUCAUUGUGGAUGACGAUGACGACACAUGGCACUUUUACUGGGGCACGGGAUCAGCGGCGCGCAACACGUUCAAUCCCGAGAUCGGGUUCCGGCUGGCCGACAAUCAAUUCAUCAACCACUUUCCAAACCACUUUGAGCUGACCAAGAAGGACCUGAUGGUGAAGAACAUCAAACGGUACCGGAAGGAGCUGGCCAAGGAGGGCCGCAUGGCCGAGUACGAGGCAAGCGACUUUCUGCCGACGACCUACACGCUCCCGGCCGACUACCACCUGUUCAUCGAAGAGUACAAGCGCCGGCCGGCAACGUCAUGGAUUGUCAAGCCGGCCGGUGGCUCGCUUGGCUCGGGCAUUUUUAUCAUGAAAAAGCUCUCGCAGCUGCGCAAGUGGAAGGCGCAAAAGCAGGCGGCCGGCUCGUCGGUCAAAUGGGUUGUCUCGCAGUACAUUGACAACCCGCUGCUCAUCGGCGGGCGCAAGUUUGACCUCCGCAUCUACUUUCUGGUGCUCUCGUACCGCCCGCUGAGGGUGUACAUGCACUCGAUGGGCUUUGCUCGGUUCUGCACCGCCAAGUACGACACCGAGGUUCUCGAUCCCGAGGACCUAAUGCAACACCUGACCAAUGUCGCCAUCCAAAAGCACGGUGACGAGUACAACUCGGCCCACGGCGGCAAGUUCUCGCUGCAGAAUCUUCGCCUCUUUGUUGAAGGCACCCACGGGCGCGCUGCCGCCCGCAAGCUCUUUGCCGACAUCAAGGCCAUUGCCUUUCACGCCUUUUCCGCCGUCAAAAACGUCAUCAACUCGGACCGCCACUGCUUCGAGUGCUACGGCUACGACGUGCUCGUCGACGACACCCUCAAGCCGUGGCUCGUCGAGGUCAACGCCUCGCCGUCGAUGUCGGCCACAACCCAGACCGACCGGACCGUCAAGCACACCGUCAUCAACGACGUCAUCAACAUGGUCCUCCCCGCAGGCUUUCCCGACCUUGCCGCUUGCAAGCUUGGCGUCGGCUCCAACCUCGACGCGCCCAUGGGUGGUUUUGAGCUCGUUGUUGAUGAGCUCAAGGACGCCGCCCGCCCGGGCAGUGCCUCGCCGCGCCCGCCGCCCUCGUCCGCCGCCGCUAGCACCCGUGUCCGUCGCGCCCGCGCUCGCUCGCGAACUCGCGGAUCCACAGCCGGCCGCCCUAGUAGCGCAGCCGGCACUCGGACGCCGCGGUCGCGCCCGGCCUCGCGGACCUCGUCGUCCCGCCCGGCCUCUCGCCGGCGGUGA